AUGGCUUCAAUGAUCUCUUCAUGCGUUUGUGAAUACAUGGGGCCGUUUAAGAAUGAACUCACCGUAGUUACGGGAUACUCUGAAAAACAAAUUUCUCAAAUUUUAGAAAAUUUUCUUCAAGAGAAACUCCCAGAAUCUGUUAUUGAAAAUUCCGGAAUAUGUCAAAAUUGUUUCAUAAAAUUCAACGAGUAUGAUGAACAUCAAACCAUGGCUCAACAGAUUCAGAAAGAACUUCUUGGGAUGUAUUUUCAAACACCAACUGCUUACACAACUUACAAUAUUAAGGAAGUGAAGAUUGAAAAAGAAGAAAUACUUUACGAAGAAAUAGAAAAUGUUAGUGGCACUAUCGUUGAAGAAAUUGAAGUUGACUUCCCCGAAUAUAGUAAAAAGUAUGUGCCCAAAAAGAAAACCCCUAAGGUUGAAAAUAAAACAAAUAAAUCAUCAUCAGUUCUGGUGCAACCAAGAAAAACAAGCUACUCAAGAAAAGAAAAAGAUAAAGAUGAGGGAUUAAUAGUAAUUAUGGUGAACGGUAUGAAGCGUUAUCAAUGCGAAUUUUGUGGCAAGAAAGAAUUCAAUUCACGAUCAAGAUUAAAAACGCACAGAUUAAUUCACACAUCUGAGAGAAAUUUUAUGUGUCAAACAUGCGGUGCAAGUUUUAAAACACUAAAUUGUUUGAAAAAUCAUUCGAGACUACAUAACAAUAUCUUUUAUUAUUGUGACCUGUGCCCAUCUCGAUUCAAAGGAAAACAUGAACUUCGUUGUCAUAUGGAUGCAAUUCAUUUAGGGAGAAAGGAUCAUAUAUGUCAAAUUUGUGGGAAAGCUUUUUCAAGAGAUAAAACGCUUCGACAGCACUUGAUGUAUCAUCUCAAUGAACGAAAUAUUGUUUGUGAAGUUUGUGGCUUCAAAACUGUGAACAGACCAAAGAUGGCAAGACAUAUGAAAUCACAUACUGGAGAAAGAAAUUAUGAGUGCUCAAUUUGUGGGAAAAGAUUUUUAUACAGCUAUAAUGUCACUGCGCAUAUAAAACACGUCCAUUAUCAUGAGAAACGACCAACAACAAACGAAGAAAAAUUAACUUGUACAGUCUGUGGAAAGAUUCAGAAAAAAAUUCAUACGAUGUAUUUUCAAGCACAAAAAGCUUGCACAGAUUACAGUUUUGAGGAUGGAACAAGCAUUGAAACUGAGGAGAAAGAAAAUAUUGGUGACGCUAUCGUUGAAAUUGAAGUUGAAUUACCUGAAAAGAUUAAAAACUAUAAACCAAGCUACUCGCGAAAAGAAAAAGAUAAAGAUAAGGGAUUGAUAGUAAUUAUGGUGGACGGCAUGAAGCGUUACCAAUGUGAGAUUUGUGGCAAGAAUAUAUUCAAAGCACGAAAAAAUUUAGCAAGGCACAAAUUAAUUCACACAUCUGAACGCAAUUUUAUUUGUAAAUUAUGUGGAGCAAGUUUUAAAACAUCAAAAAAUUUAAGAAGCCAUACGAAACGUCAUGAAAAUAUCUUUUAUUACUGUAACCUGUGCCCAUUUCGAUCCAAAGGAAAACAUGAACUUCGUUGUCAUAUGGAUGCAAUUCAUUUAAUGAGAAAGGAUCAUAUAUGUCAAAUUUGUGGAAAAGCUUUUUCAAGAGAUAACACACUUCGACAGCACGUGAAGUAUCAUAAAAAUGAACGAAAUAUUGUUUGUGAUGUUUGUGGCUUCAAAACUGCAUACAGUCUUGAAAAUUGUUUUAUUUGCUGCGGAUUUAUGGGAUCCUUUAAAAAUGAAUUAACCGAGUCAACAGGAUUUUCUGAGAAAACCAUAUACCAGUUAAUAGAAAAUUUCACGAACAUAAAUUUAUCUCAAGAGAUCAUUGAUGAAGCUGGAAUUUGUCAGAAUUGUUUAAUAAAAUUCAAUGAGUACGAUGAACACAGGUCUGUUGCAGAACAAAUUCAAGCUGAGCUGUCUUCACUGUUCCAAAAUACUUGUGAAGCUUAUGGUAAUAAUAUAAAACAAGAAAAACAGGAUACGUGGGAAGAUCAAUUCCAUGCACAAGAAGAGAUCAAUAAUUCUAUUGACACUUAUGAAGCUUCUCAAAUUUCAAAUGAAUAUAUUGCUGAAAUGUGUAUGGAAUCAGCAGAAGAAGGAAGUUAUCCAAAAAAUGAAAAAAUCAUGACUACUCUAGGGGACAAUGAAUCUAAGCUUGUUCCCUUCUUGAAAGAAAAGAGCUCAACAUUUGAAAAAAUCAAUAAAAAAGUUCAUCAAUUAGAAAAAAGGGAUUAUAUUUGUCAAAUCUGUGAAAAAGCUUUCUUAGAAUCUAAAACACUCCGACGGCAUAUGAAGUAUCAUCUUAUUGAACGAAAUAUUUGCGAACUUUGUGGUUUUAAAACUUUCGAAAGAGCAAACAUGACAAGACACAUGAAAUCACAUACCCGAGAAAGAAAUCAUGAGAUAGGUACCUACAUGAAAUCGUUAAAGCUAAUGAAGAAAAUGUCAUUAAAACAAAAAAAUUUCACGAACAUAAAUUUAUCUCAAGAGAUCAUUGAUGAAGCUGGAAUUUGUCAGAAUUGUUUAAUAAAAUUCAAUGAGUACGAUGAACACAGGUCUGUUGCAGAACAAAUUCAAGCUGAGCUGUCUUCACUGUUCCAAAAUACUUGUGAAGCUUAUGGUAAUAAUAUAAAACAAGAAAAACAGGAUACGUGGGAAGAUCAAUUCCAUGCACAAGAAGAGAUCAAUAAUUCUAUUGACACUUAUGAAGCUUCUCAAAUUUCAAAUGAAUGCAUUGCUGAAAUGUAUAUGGAAUCAGCAGAAGAAGGAAGUUAUCCAAAAAAUGAAUAUAUUAUAAGUACACUAUGGGAUGAUGAUUCCAAACGUGUUCCCUUCUUGAAAGAAAAGAGCUCAACAUUUGAAGAGACUGAAAGCAAAAAAAAAAAUCAUCAAUGUGAAAUUUGUUUCAAAACAUUUAAAGAGAAAAGCAAACUAAGGACACACCGUUUAAUUCAUACUACAGUUCGUAAUGUUAUUUGUCCGAUUUGUAGCAAAGCCUUCAAAACGCAAGCUUGUCUACGUGCUCACAAACGAGUUCACAAUCCAACUUAUGUUUAUUGCGAUUAUUGUGGUAAAAGUUACACUCAAAAGCCUGAAUUAUCUCGUCACAUGAAAUUCGCACAUUUUAAUAUUCGUGAUUUUUCAUGCGAGUUUUGUUCAGCAACAUUCGCUACAAAAAGUCAUCUAACAGCACAUAGAUCAACACACACUGGACUCGACUACAAAACUAUUGUUUGUGAAGUUUGCGAUAUCACUUUCCUUACAAAAGCAAAACUUGAUCGACAUAUGAAAAGUCACACAGGCGAAAGAAACUUUGAGUGUUCGAUUUGUGAUAAAAAAUUCUUAUACAGCUAUAAUGUUACUGCACAUAUAAAGCAUGUGCACUAUCGAGAGAAAAGGAAAAGUGUCAACCGAGAAUGCUCAAUUUGUUCAAAGAAAUUCUUUAAAGUGUGGAAGCUUCGUGAACAUCUGAGAGAUGAGCAUAACGUUAUGGAAACUGACAAUGUAAUUUGAGAACAUAAAAAUAUUUCUUAGUAAUAAAUUAAAUUUUUAUGUAAAAAUUUCGUUCAAAAAAAAAAUGAGGAAAAGAGAAAAUAAUAAAUCAGGUAGAGAAAUGAAUCGAGACAGAUCCAAAUAUUUGAUCGACCAUCAAUAUUUAAAUACUCAUAUUUGAAAGAGAGAAAUAAAAAAAGCAGCCUGACAAUUCCUUUUCUUUUAUAUUUGAUUUUCUUAUCAGCUUAGGUCAACAAAAGUCUGUAGAGGAAAAUUUCAGUCAAUAAACUGCUGAGACCUACGAAAACGAUACGCUUGCUGUUGAAAGGUCAGAAGUUUAUGUUUGUUACAUGUUUGCAACGAGUUGUUCCAUUUUUGUCUGAGGCAAUCUGAAAAAUUCCCAACCUUCCAAUGCUGUUAAAUUCGUUGCACCAAGUGACUCGUAAAAUGUUUUCGCAGGAUUCCAACUAAGAACAUGAAAGUCGAAACGACUACAAUGCUCAUCGAGAGCGAAUUUUACAUUAGUUGUGAAAAGCUUUUUACCAACACCAAGCUUUCGAUAAUCUGGCUUGACGUAAAUGUCUUCAAGAAAGUAAGAUUUGCCUUGCCAUGUGCUGUAUGAGAAGUAAGAAAUCGAAUAACCAACAAGUUUUAAUUGAUUCUCAUUGUCAUUAUAUUCAGCAACGAAACUGUAGAAAAGUUGAUUAUUCGAUGAUCCAUCAAGAUUUCCAUCACGUAUCAAAUCAGCUGCUUUCAAUUUAGGACCAUCAGACAUGUUCUCAAAGUCAGCCAAUUCCUAUGAAAACAUUUCCAAUAUUUGUGCGACGUCACUUAAAGUCGCUCUUCGAACUUUCACAUUGUUCGCAUUCAUUUUAUUAAAGUCCUUUGAACACAAAUAUUUAAAUGUAAAUUUUAUUUUAUUCAAUUUUUUCAGAAGCUUCCGACA
This is a messenger RNA of Clunio marinus, 4456 nucleotides long. Lineage: Eukaryota; Metazoa; Arthropoda; Insecta; Diptera; Chironomidae. The record is from the annotation of a GenBank genome assembly.